Messenger RNA from Exophiala spinifera, 1248 nucleotides. RefSeq lists its product as uncharacterized. The transcript is spliced from 2 exons. NCBI's taxonomy places the organism in Eukaryota, Fungi, Ascomycota, Eurotiomycetes, Chaetothyriales, Herpotrichiellaceae. Bases 1 to 1248 code for a protein of 415 amino acids. Gene Ontology annotation, molecular function: DNA-binding transcription factor activity. Gene Ontology annotation, biological process: regulation of DNA-templated transcription. The record is from RefSeq and is a predicted model, not a curated record.
AUGCAUGCUAAGGAAGAUCCCAAAGGCGUGGGGAAAGGGACGCAGCCCAAAAAGCACAAACCAAAGCGCAGGGUUUCGGAGCUAGACGAAAUAGCCGCUAAGAGGAGGCGAGAGCAAGCCUCUCGUGCUCAGCGAGCCUUUAGGCAGCGCAAAGAGGACACCAUAGCGUCCUUGAACUCAUGUAUUGCAAGUCUCAACAAGACUGUCGAAGACUUGAACUCGUGUUUCCUCGACCUGACUGAUGAGCUAGUGGCGUCUGGAUGGCUUCAGCACGACCCAAAGAUGACCACAGCAGUACAGAAAUCGAUCGAACGUUUUCUUUCCGUUGUUCGAGCUUCUCAGGUCCACCAGAGAGGCAACGAUGACAUCUUGGCUUGCCAAAGUCCUACAGCAGUGAUCAAUGAGCCACCCGUAGUGGAGACUCAUUCUGAUACGUCUUAUGAGAGAAACCCUCGGGAUCCUAAGGAGAUACUCGUGGAAUCUGUGCCCGCCACAUCCUUUUGGACGGAAGACAAUCAGCUAUCGGAUUUGCAAAACCCCGAUUGCGAGAUUAUGCAAUCUCGCACUGAUGCAGUCAAGAUCAUGUCAUGGUUACCCAAGCCAGGGCCCAUGAUCUCGAUUAUCCCGAGCUUUGCUCAAAGGCUGCAUAUGGAAGCAAUACGGUGCGGCUUGCUACUUGUCUAUGCUGCCGAGAGCUAUUCGCAAAAGUUCCACCAGGUAUUCAACCAAGUUCCCGAUUUCUACUCACGUGAACGCUUAAAAAGGAUCCUGAUCAAGCAUUUUGAUGGUGAGGGCAAUCAGUUGCUUGUGCCUCCUCCUGAGAGUGAUAACAACAUGCUAUGGGCCGGAGAUUCGUCGUGUGCGUGGUUGAACGCUUCUGAUGUGGCCCGAUACUUUCGUACAAUAGGCAUGGACUUUGAUGGGUCACAGGGCGUAGCAACGUUCAACACGUAUCCGAAAUUCUUCCCAACAAAUCUGCCUGAUGAGCAAGUAUUCGGUGCAACAGGCCCUGUCUCCAUACAUGAAGGUCGUUUGCUAGAACCAGAACACCAAUAUCAGCCGCAAGACCUGGCCCCGCUCUACAACCAACCCACGCUCAGUUUGACAGUCAAUCCGCAAUAUCUGAGCACGAGCAACCCUAGCUACACCAAUCUAGGCCAUGGCCAGUCACAUGUAUGCAUUGACGUGUCGAGGCUGAUACAUGGUGAGUAUCUAUCACUCCCAAACUGGACAUCAAACAUGUACUAA